Molecule: messenger RNA, 1560 nt
Organism: Neogale vison (American mink)
Lineage: Eukaryota; Metazoa; Chordata; Mammalia; Carnivora; Mustelidae
Product: signal-regulatory protein beta-1-like
Exons: 6
Coding region: 50-1357 (435 amino acids)
Biological process (GO): positive regulation of T cell activation; positive regulation of phagocytosis
Cellular component (GO): plasma membrane
Source: RefSeq, a predicted model, not a curated record
UCGCCCUAGCACACACAUUUGCAGUGAGCAGGACCCUCAGGCCUCCACAAUGUGGGCCCCUGCCUCCGGACCCUGCCCUCCUCCUCACCUGCUGCUGGCUUUGCUGUGGGGACUCACAGGUGUGGCCGGUGAGGCGGGGCUGCAGGUGAUCCAGCCUGACAAGUCAGUGUCUGUCGCAGCCGGACAGACAGCCACUCUGCGCUGCACCCUGACCUCCCUGCUCCCCACAGGGACAGUUCAGUGGUUCAGGGGGACAGGGCCAGGCCGGGAGUUAAUCUUCAGUUACAAAGGAGGCCACUUCCCCCGAGUAACAAAUGCUUCAGACACCACAAGGAGAAACAACAUGGACUUUUCCAUCCGCAUCAGUAACAUCACCCCAGCAGACACCGGAACCUACUACUGUGUGAAGUUCCAGAAAGGGAGCCCUGAUGAUGUGGAGUUUCAGUCUGGACCAGGCACCCAGGUGACUGUGAGCGCCAAACCCUCUCCCCCCGUGGUGUCGGGACCCACGGCCAGGGCCUCGCCGGAGCAGACAGUGAACUUCACCUGCAAGUCCCAUGGCUUCUCCCCCAGAAACAUCACCCUGAGAUGGUUCAGAAACGGGAAUGAACUGGCAGCCUCCCAGACGAGCGUGGACCCAGAGGGAGACAGAACGUCCUACAGCAUCUCCAGCACAACCAGGCUGGUGCUGGCCCCGGGGGACGUUCGCUCCCAGGUCAUCUGCGAGGUGACCCACGUGACCCUGCAGGGGGGCCCUCCUCUUCGUGGGACUGCCAACCUGUCUGAGGUCCUCCGAGUUCCACCCACCGUGGAGGUUUCCCAGCAGACCGUGUCAGGGGACCAAGUGAAGGUCACUUGCCAAGUGAAGAAGUUCUAUCCCCAGCGCCUCCAGCUGACCUGGUUAGAGAAUGGCAACGUGUCCCGAACAGAAAUGGCCUCAAGGGCCUCAAACCUCGUAGAGAACAAGGAUGGGACCUUUAACUGGACGAGCUGGCUCCUGGUGAACUCAUCUGCCCACAGGGAAGGCAUGGUGUUCACCUGCCUGGUGCAGCACGAUGGGCAGCCCGCGGUCACCAGAAACCAUACCCUUGUGGCCUCAGCCCACCAGAAGGACCAGGAAACCCAUAAAACGCAGGAGUCAAGGCCAUCUACUCCAAUCCUGAUGGCUGUCACCCUGGGCCCGAAGCUGCUGCUGCUGCUGCUCAUCACUAUCUCUGCCAUCUAUGCCCACAAGAAGCAAACGCCCAAUUCUCAUAACCUAAUUAAACUACAGAGGGAACAUCUGACAAAUACAGUCCUGCCACAUGAUCAUGAGUUCACCAAGACUCAUAAACCACGGCCACAGUAUGCUCCCUGAUACAAUGUGAUGAAAACAACACUUUUCCUCUGUGACCUUCCUCCCCAAAACCACUCCCCCAGUCUGUGUAUGAGAAAAGCAUCAGACAAAUUGCAAUGAGGGACAUUCCACCAUAUACCUGAGCAGCAUGCAAAACUGUCAGGCUGUUGCUAUCAAGCUAUCCUCUCACAGCUGAAAGGAGCCUAGAGAGACAUGACAAGGAC